Molecule: messenger RNA, 1116 nt
Organism: Theobroma umbraticum
Lineage: Eukaryota; Viridiplantae; Streptophyta; Magnoliopsida; Malvales; Malvaceae
Product: ras-related protein RABB1c-like
Molecular function (GO): GTP binding; GTPase activity
Source: RefSeq, a predicted model, not a curated record
UUUCUAUAUUUUUUGUUGAAAGGAAUUGCAGUGUUAGAAGGAAAUAAAACAGAAGGGGGGGAAGAAGAAGGGAUCAUUAACCCCUCUAUUACUUCUUGUUUCUUUUGAUUUGCUUGAGGCUUUCUCUUCAUUCUUAACAUACACUUAACACUGUUAAAACCAUUUAUUCUAAAGGAAAAAACCUUUUGUUUUUUACUUGUUUGAUUCGUUUUUGGUGAUAUAAAUCAAAUUCUUUUGGUCAUAAUAUCUGACCAUUCGUUUACGAAUCAAAAGUACGGAAUUCGGGAUUUUGGGUAUUCGGGGUUUGAGCAAAUACGAGUAGAAACGAUGUCGUAUGCUUACCUUUUCAAGUAUAUUAUCAUUGGAGAUACAGGAGUUGGAAAAUCAUGUCUUCUUUUGCAAUUUACCGACAAACGAUUUCAGCCUGUUCAUGAUUUAACAAUUGGUGUUGAAUUUGGAGCCAGAAUGAUCACUUUUGAAAACAAACCGAUAAAGCUUCAAAUAUGGGACACGGCAGGUCAAGAGUCAUUCAGAUCCAUUACACGGUCCUAUUACCGAGGGGCUGCUGGUGCACUUCUGGUUUAUGAUAUCACUAGGAGGGAGACUUUCAAUCACUUGGCUAGCUGGUUGGAGGAUGCAAGGCAGCAUGCAAAUGCAAACAUGACAGUAAUGCUUAUUGGCAACAAGUGUGAUUUGGCUCAUAGAAGAGCAGUGAGCACAGAGGAAGGCGAGCUGUUUGCUAAGGAACAUGGGCUGAUAUUCAUGGAGGCCUCAGCGAAAACAGCUCAAAAUGUUGAAGAGGCAUUUAUAAGCACAGCCGCGAAAAUUUACAAGAAAAUACAGGACGGCAUAAUUGACAUAUCUAAUGAGUCUUAUGGCAUAAAAAUUGGACAUGAAGCCAUCGCAGCAUCAUCAGGAGGUAGAGAUGGUACGGCUUCUCAGGCAGGCGGCUGCUGCAGCUGAAAAUUAGGUUCUCUUUCCAAGUUGAAAUAUUUUGGGCAUUUGAUUGUUAAUUUAUAGGUUUGUUGUACUUUUGCUAUUGGAUUCUCCAUCAUCUUGUUUUUACAAUAAUCUUCCACAGGUUACUAAUAGAUAUAAUUGUUUCUUAUUACAUAA